This is a messenger RNA of Fusarium coffeatum, 1563 nucleotides long. RefSeq lists its product as uncharacterized. NCBI's taxonomy places the organism in Eukaryota, Fungi, Ascomycota, Sordariomycetes, Hypocreales, Nectriaceae. The transcript is spliced from 6 exons. Gene Ontology annotation, biological process: regulation of transcription by RNA polymerase II. Gene Ontology annotation, molecular function: DNA-binding transcription factor activity, RNA polymerase II-specific; zinc ion binding. The coding region runs from base 1 to 1563 and encodes 520 amino acids. The record is from RefSeq and is a predicted model, not a curated record.
AUGGUGUUUUCAGCUGAAGUCGCCGCCAAGAAGCCCAAACAGAAACAGAAACAGUACUACACCCGCAGCCGAACGGGGUGUCUGACAUGCAGACAGCGCCACCAAAAAUGCGAUGAGGUGCGUCCGAUCUGUGGAAACUGCCUAUCAGUGCAGCGACAAUGCGAAUAUCCCUCUGCAGUCCUGCCGCUUCGCGAGCGCAGGAAGAAAUGUCUUCCAGGAGAGCAGCAACCUUGGACUGAUGCAGUGACCAUGCCUAAAGUCAUUGGAUCUUGCACAUCUGUCGCGACACGACCGAUACCAAUGGCAUAUCGAUCUGAUGAGCUGUUUCACUACUAUCCGUUUGACGUUGUGCCGAAGGAGAGACGACGAGGCUUGCUGCAAUCUGUUGCACAUAGCAGUGAUGCACUGCGCAACACCAUGCUCAUUGCUGGACUCCACUAUGCUUGGAACGCCGGCCAGCUCCAAUCCUACGAGCCCACUUUCUUGUUCCACAAGAUUCAGACAAUGAGUGAUGUGAAUAAGUUUCUUCAAAACUCAGAUAAGAAAUAUGCAGUUUGCGUGAGAAACAUUUCCACUUUGUGUUUCUCCGAGUGUGCACUCGGAAAUAUCGUUACAGCAGAGACACACAUGGAUGGUCUGAUGAGAUUCAUGGACCUUCACAGACCAACUCAUAUCACAAUACCCACAGAGCAUGGUCUGGAUGAUGAGUUGGCGAACCGAUGGGUUCUAUUUGCAUACAAUUUCAUCCACGGCUUCAAAAGCAGAGUCGAAGACGUCCUCGUCGACGCCAGCGUCACGAAAUCAGGUCAAAAGCCCCCACCAGCUCUAGUCGAAAAGCUCAUGCAUGAAUGGCACAAGCAUGAGAUGCAAGGUCUUGAUAUUCGACUCAAGGCGUUGAAGAUGCUACCCUUUUUCUUCAGUGAACUCCCCCCAGGUUCAACGUUUAUUGAGAUCGAUGGUACAGAGAUCGUGGAAUGCCUGGCUACGCUUACGACCACGUCUCGCAUGAGAGCGCAGGCGAUGGACUUUGAUAGUCAGCAGAUGAUAUGGCAGGAGGGCGCUGCUACGAGAUUACUUUUGCUCGUCGUUGGAUCACAUAUUGAGUCAAUCUCAAGCGACAGGAAAGCAACAAGGUCUUCUGGACCCCGUUCUUCCUUGACGUCGUCAUGGUCUGGCUUGAAUGCAGCAGUAGGUCUCUACCUCCAUACUAUCCUCAGGUUCUGGAAUGCUGGCGAUCCAAUCGAGCCAUCUCUUCAUCGUCGCGUCUUGUUUAUUCUCUACCAAGACCUUGAGCUUGGCAGACGUCGUUCUCGAGAUCUGUCAGAUCUUUGGCUUUGGAAAGCGUUUGUUGGUGCGAUGAGCCUUGACCGAGCGACUGCUUCUGCUGGUGGAAUGUUGGACGAGAUGCAGGUAGUCUUUGAAGGGUUCGUUAGAGAGUGGAGUGGAGUGACUAGGAUCACAGACUGGGAGGUCGCGAGACUGGCUCUGAGUACGGUUGUUUGGCCAGAGGUGUUCGUGUAUGAGGAUAUGGCGCGAGAACUGUGGUAUAGCUGUAUUCUGUAA